AAGGCGAGUCCAUGUGCCGUUCCCAUAUUCUAAAUACAACCAAAGCUCAAUUGUUUCAACUUAACCAGACCAAUUGGUUUUUAUAUUCUCACCGUACCAAACAUUUACCAGCAAUUACAAACAAAACCUGGGAUUAAAUAUACGAAAGAACCUUUUCAGGCACCCCUCCUCUUUAUAAAGCACCCGAACUCAUGCAAGUUAAACAUAACUCAGUCACUUCUAGUUCUCCCCUCUUCUUUCUGCUGCAGCAGUUAACUAACAUAAAUAUGGUUUCUCUAGAAGCCUUUCAGGCGACCUCCGCGGCCCUUGAGCCAACCUCAAGCCCCAGAAUUUCUUUCUCUGCUGAUUUUCUUGAUGACAGAAAUUUUAUAUCUAUUAGUCCAAAACCUCCCCCAGAAAAGGAGCGUGAAAAGGCAAAAGAUAUUAAAGAGAAGACGCGUAAUGCAGAAUUUGAGUUUCUCUCAAACAAUUUAACCAGUGAUUCCAUGAUCACUGCUGACGAGUUGUUUUUUGAAGGUAAGUUACUCCCGUUUUGGCAAAUGCAUCACGCUGAAAAGCUUAACAAGUUGAGCCUUAAAACUGAACAACCUGAAGAGGGAAGAGAUGAAGCAGAUGUGAUCAACAAAGAAGAGCCAAGAAUUAGCUGGUUCCUUGAUGAUGAUCCGUCUCCUAGGCCACCUAAGUGCACUGUUUUGUGGAAAGAGCUACUAAGGUUGAAAAAACAACGGGCUUCAUCUUUGUCACCAUCUUCAUCUACUUCCUCUUCUUCCUCCUCCUCUUCGGGUUCUCUUGCUGAUAUGCAUCCAGCAGAUGGAAGCAAAGAAAGUGCAGUAAAUAGACAGAAGCAUGUGAAGAGGAUUAAGAAAGGGUUGGAGAGGACUAGAUCAGCUAGCUUAAGAGUUAGACCUGUUAUUAAUGUGCCAAUUUGCACACAGGGAAAGAACAGUGCACUCCCUCCUCUGUUUUCCAUCAGGAAAGGAAGAUUAGAGAGGUAGAAAACGGGGAAGAGGAAUAGUACUAUUUUGUUGUUGACUUGUAGAAAGAGUGAAAUAUUUUUUUCUGUUCUCAUUUUUGUAUGCUAUCUUGUGUGACGUUUAGACUAAUUUCUCUUCAAGUGCAUCUGUUGAAUUAUAUUCUAGAUGCUGACUUAAUAUCGUGCAAUGCAAUAUGAAUUAGUUCCAUCU
This is a messenger RNA of Coffea arabica (coffee), 1184 nucleotides long. RefSeq lists its product as uncharacterized. Lineage: Eukaryota; Viridiplantae; Streptophyta; Magnoliopsida; Gentianales; Rubiaceae. The record is from RefSeq and is a predicted model, not a curated record.